GGCGUCAACCUUGCCCAGGUAGGUACAUAUGAGGCCAAUGGGGAUUGAACCCACGACCUCCUGAAUGCCACUUGCGUGCCUUAGCAACUGAGCUACCGGUAGGCCGCUGCAUUCACCUGCAUGUUCUGUAUUACCAAUCAAUCUGUCAUUCCCUCUUGCACAGAAAGAAUCCAAUACUGGCGGCGGCAAUGCGCGCCACAUCACAAAGCUUCCACGUGGCUGAUGACAUCCCGACGGGCAACGACAUAUCGAUGACAUGGUGGCGAUGGCGACGGCUUCUGGAGGCGCUGCUGUGUCACUAGAAAGUUGAGGUUCCACGUGGCCGAUGACAGGGAUCCCGACGGGGACACGACUGGACGAUGAAGACCUGGUGGCCACGGCGGCAGCAGCAUCUGGAGGCACUGAUGUGUCACAUACAAAAUUUUCCACGUGGCCGAUGACAAGGAUCCCGACCGGGACACGUCUGAACGCUGAGGUGGUGGCGAUGGCGGCGAGAGUGCCCAUGACAGGUAUCCCGACGACGACAAGACUGGACGAUGACGACCUGGUGGCCAUGGCGGCGGCGGCGGCGGCUUCAGGAGGCACUGAUGUGUCACAUACAAAAUUUUCCACGUGGCCGAUGACAAGGAUUCCUGAUCGGGACACUUUCCACGUGGCCGAUGACGGGAUCCCGACGGGGACACGACUGGACGGCGGCGUGGUGGUGGUGGCGAUGGCGGCGGCGGCCUCUAGAGGCGCUGCUGAUAGGCGUACGGCACGACGUUUUGUUUGUUUACCCCAUGCACGCUGUGUGAUGGAUGGGGAUUUGACGAUGAUGACUUUCCUCCAUGGACAUAUCUCAUACCACAUCAUGACAAUCAUGACAAUCAUGAUGAUGAUGAUGAUGACAAUCAUGAUGAUGAUGACGACAAUCAUGAUGAUGGCGACGAUAGUCGGUGAUGAUGGUGAUGAUGGUGAUGAUGGUGAUGAUGGUGAUGAUGGUGAUGAUGGUGAUGAUGGUGAUGAUGGUGAUGAUGGUGAUGAUGACGGUGGGUGGGCUAGAGUUGGCGCCAUCUCCAAAGCGUUUUCAUGACUCUGUUCCAAAGAUAGGUCGAGGUGGUAGGGACGGUCAUUUAGGGGAUUGCCCUUCUAACAGGAAAUCAACUUAUUCCUGCCCC
This is a messenger RNA of Chara braunii, 1157 nucleotides long. The record is from the annotation of a GenBank genome assembly. Lineage: Eukaryota; Viridiplantae; Streptophyta; Charophyceae; Charales; Characeae.